This is a messenger RNA of Chanos chanos (milkfish), 866 nucleotides long. RefSeq names its product complement C1q-like protein 2. Gene Ontology annotation, molecular function: protein binding. Bases 60 to 668 code for a protein of 202 amino acids. Lineage: Eukaryota; Metazoa; Chordata; Actinopteri; Gonorynchiformes; Chanidae. The record is from RefSeq and is a predicted model, not a curated record. The transcript has 4 exons.
GGUUACAAAAAGACGACAUGCGGACAUCUCUUCUCACUGCGAACGCAAGCUGAGCGUCAAUGUCAGAGAUGGCCAAGCAAGCAGUGUGGUUUCUGGCAGUAUUGUGCAUCUUUGCCUCUUCAGGUCUGACCAGGGAAGAGGAUGUAGAUGCCAUCUCCCAGCUGUCAGAACAGAUGAGUACAAUACUGAGGAAACUGCAGGCAAAAAACGAAGAGCAAGCGUCAGAGAUUCUUGCCUUGAAGGAGAGACUUAAUGCCUUAGAAACACCAAGGGUAGCGUUCGCAGCAUCACUGGGUACCAAUGGGCUUAUGAAUACAAAGGCCUUCAAGACGCUUAUUUACAAAGACGUAUUGACCAACGUUGGCAAUGCCUACAACCCCAAGACAGGCAUCUUCAAGGCCCCUGUGAAAGGAGUCUACUACAUCCGCUUCACAGCUAAUUCCCCAACCACAGACACCAUGAGUGCCGUGCUGUAUAAAGGCGAGACUGUAAUGCUGAUCGUACAUGAGCAGCCGUCCGGAGAGGGCAGCGACACUGCCUCAAACGGGGCUCCACUGCUUCUGGAGGAAGGAGACGAACUCCAUAUGGAACUCUGGCCUAACACCCAGAUCUGGGACAACUCUAACCAUCACAGCACCUUCAGUGGCUUCCUUCUCUUCCGUAUGUGAGGAAAGCAAGGGUUCAACUCCACACUUUACCUCUAUGUUGAGCAGUUUCAGACUUUGUUGCCUCACACUUGAUCUGUUGGGAUUCGGACUGGUGCAUGUUACACUUAAAUGUGGUCGUGUUAAAACGACUGCUUUUGUCUGACCUAAAGUUUAUUCUGUGUGUGGCAUUAAAAUUAAAGUUUGUUUUGACAGCUGAGA